AUGGAUAGCAGUCCAACCAAUGUCAUGCUCCAACAGGAAGGUGGUACAGCAGGUACAUAUGCUGCUCUGACGUGUGUGUGCUGCCAGGUCCGCCAGGAGGAGUGUCUUCCCAUACAGCAACAGGAUGCCAGAGUCCGCGUGUGCCAUGCGGGUCUCGAAGCGUUCAUUCGAGACUUAUUCAACGAGGACAAUCCUGUCAAGGAAUUGCAGAUUCUGAUCUGCCACGCACUGCAACCUGGCCAUAAGAACCAUAAGUCGAUCCGCGAAAUCGAGCUACUUUCAAUCUUGCGAGCGCAGGCAAAUUCGCCCAUACACUUUACGUGUCAGGCUUUGCAUCUAUAUCGACGCAAUGACAUGGAAGUGGUCCCGACCUCAGCUACCGUCACCUAA
Messenger RNA from Paraphaeosphaeria sporulosa, 390 nucleotides. RefSeq lists its product as uncharacterized. The coding region runs from base 1 to 390 and encodes 129 amino acids. The transcript has 2 exons. NCBI's taxonomy places the organism in Eukaryota, Fungi, Ascomycota, Dothideomycetes, Pleosporales, Didymosphaeriaceae. The record is from RefSeq and is a predicted model, not a curated record.